Messenger RNA from Melampsora larici-populina 98AG31, 4311 nucleotides. RefSeq lists its product as uncharacterized. The transcript is spliced from 7 exons. The record is from RefSeq and is a predicted model, not a curated record. NCBI's taxonomy places the organism in Eukaryota, Fungi, Basidiomycota, Pucciniomycetes, Pucciniales, Melampsoraceae. Bases 1 to 4311 code for a protein of 1436 amino acids.
AUGAUUCUGGUAUAUUGGACUAUAAUCCUUGUGACGUUAUCACAGCACAGAUGUGUUUCGGUGAAUUUAUACAAACCUGCAUUUAGGUCUACAACCGAGCAUUUCGCCUCUGAGACCGCUCGAGACUCAAUUCCAACAGAGGAAGCGAUGUCGUCGUCUAUCCGGUCCGCUCAGCGAAGCGUCCUUAUCAACAACGCACCUGAGCCCUGCGCUGGACAGGCUGAAAGGACAGCUCACAAUACAUUGUCAGACCCUGUUGAAGCAGGAAAACCCCAAUUACUUGCGCAUAAUAUGGGACAGGGCAUAUACCAUCAGUCUGAAAUGGCACGUACUAUUCAUCACUUCAAGCCGCAUCUCUUAAACCAACAAAGCACAUUACAAACACACUUGAAUGGACCACAAGACUCUCACCCAAUAUGUAGUCAUGGGGAAGAAUAUCAUGAAGCUUCUCCUGCAUCCAUCUAUUCAAGUCCCCCACUGAAUUGCCAUUCCAGAUCUUUUGGAGAAUUUAAUGACAUGGGCCAACAGCAUCUUGAACCAUAUCUGUAUUCUGACCAUCCAAUACAGCAUUGCUCAAUUCAAUAUGGAUACCAUAUGCCUCCUCCCUUAGUGGAUCCUCUCUCUGGUAUCACAUAUGUCCCUUAUUAUCCUGCUGUAUCAAUUUCAUCACCGUAUUCCAUGCACCUUUUGUCUGAUUUCCAGUCUCCAAUGAUUGCUCCGGCAUAUCCAUCAUAUAACACGCCCACACCUUCCUACUAUUGGGACCAGAAUAAUAGGCCUUGUGAAAGUUGCCAGGUAGAACUUAGCAACUCAUAUCCAGAAGAUAGCACAAGGAUGCAUUGUCAAAAUCCCAAUAGUGGCUUUGCCUUUUCUCCUAGCGAGGUGAACACUUCAUCUUCCCCACAUACCCAGCCAGAAUAUUCUCACUCUCCUGGGUUUCAAGUCACCCAACUGGAUACACAAUUUCAGCAAAUUGGCAUAGGGUCUCAGGCCAAAUUUUCACCCUUGAAUAGCAAAACUAUCAAAGAGAAGAAUCCCACAAGAACAAUUCAGACUAAAGAGAAAGCAGUAAUAGAAAAUGGAUUUAGUCCUCCUCAUGUAGAUAAAAAUGUAUCAGAGAUUGGGAAGACCUCUGUAUUUGACUUAAAAAAACUUUCUGGAAGAACUCGAAACAAUGUUGAGGAGAAUGACUUCUCUCAAUUCAAACAAAGAAGGAUCCAAAGAACUAACUACUCCACAGGGCCAAACUCCAGCCGGCAUGUAAAUAACCUGAUAGCUUCUUCCAUGAAUGCUGGUGGUGUAGCAAAGUGUAUUGAUGAUAGUCAGGGAAUUGUACCAAACACAAGUAUUGGUCAAACUGACAAAGGUUUGAUUGGAGAAAAUUGGGUGAGCCAACAACCACAAGAAGAUUUACCACACACUUCUGGGUGUCUAUCAAAUGAACAUCACACAACCCAUCCAAACCAUAAGAUUAUGCAACUCUGGCCAGCUGGACCAGAAGACAAUGAAGAGAUAACUAGAUUGAUGCAAAGUGGCAAGGAUUCAGUAUCCAUGGACAAACACAAAUUACGCAUCAGUCAAGAAACUCUUGACAUGGAUCUCUGGAUCAGUAAACUGAAAGAUGCAGCAGGUUACCUGACUUUUCAUACAAGAAAGGAUUUAUAUAACCUUGAAUCCCUUAAGAAAGACCUGGUGUCUGACACCACUUUUAUUCAGACUGCAAAGCAACCUUCAGACAGCCCACCAACAGGUGCGACCAAGAAAUCUAUUACACUGCCACAAUUAGUCACUCAAAAGGCAUACAGAAGGAAAGGAAAAGCUCAACCAAGCACCCUUCAAAAGACUAAAAAUGUAUACCAAUAUGUCAAAAAAGAGAUUGUAAAACAUCCAACAACAGAUGCAACAAAGCCUACAGAUACAUUUUCUACAUUGAAAGAGAUCAAUUCAAGUUUGAAAGAGAGCCCUGAGGUCCCAGGUGCAGGUUUUGAAAGGAUCACAGAUAACCAGAGUGCCAAUCUACCUUGUGACAAAGGUCCUAUAGAUAUGAUUGCACAAAAGGAAGUAAAAAGGUUAGCUGAAUCAGCAGGAACACCACUUCUUAAGAAGAUAUUACAAGAAGGGAACACAAGUGAAAAUAUUGGGAAGUAUGAUGAUUUUCAAAAAGUUGGGAAGAAGCUGUCUUUGAAAAGCCCAGAACAAACUCCUGAGGGAUGGAAAAUCAAGGUGAAAUUAAACACAAAAGCAAAUGAUAUACAAAAGGAUCAUGAUCACAAGAAUUUAUCACCAGAAAAACUAAACUUCAACCAACAGUUCCUAGUAGUGUCAAGUCAUCCAAAAGAAAAAAAAGAAAGGUUGAGUGGUUCUAAAAGAGCCCCAUACAUCAAAGCAGAUUUAAAGGCUUCAAGCAGUACCAUAUCAGAUGAAGAUACAGGAAUUGCACCUCCUGAAGUUUUGGCUAGAUCAAACUAUGGGCUGUUGAACAAGUCCUCCAUCUUUCCAGACCUCAAACUAGUAAGCUAUAUUGAAAACAUCCCAUCAAAAAAACAAAGAUUAUCUGCACUUUGGAUUUGGAUGAAAAUCAAUCCAGAACUUGUCUUGAGAAGGAUUUCAACAUGGGCUUCAAAGGAUAAACUGAGUUCAAAGGCCACAGUCAUCAACACACCUGGUAUCAAUACCCAGACCCAGACUUCCAUGAAUAGUGUUGACUCAAAUCCUGGAAUGUUGAAAAAAGUAUCAGCUAAAGUAUCAGACCUAAAACACUCAAUUUACUUUCCACAGAUACCACCAAUCCAGGAACGGGUAUAUUCACUUUGGGGUUGUAUGAAAAAAACACCAGAUCCCAUAUUGAGAAGAGCAAAAAAAAUUUGGGAUCAAAGAAGCAGUGGAGAAAAUGUAAAAGAGGUUUAUGAUGAUGAAGUUCUGCAGGGUAAAGUCUUUGAAGUCACCAAAGGAUCUAAAGAAACUCCAGUGGGUGGAGUAGCAAUAAAACCUCCGGAAGAUUUGGGUGGUAGCUCUGGAAGUGAAAGAAUGGAAGAUGUUGUCCAGGACAAGUACCAUGAUUUAUCUUCAAAUUCAAAUUCAAAGUCUGAUUUGAAGAAAAUAGCUUGGUCAUCAACACAUCAAAAUAGUGCUGCAUCACAAUCCAAUUUCAUUGCUGGAGAAAGACUCAAGAAGCAAAUCAGUGAAAGCAACAAGGAGGCUGCACAAUAUUACUCAAGCAUUCUAAGAUUGAGGAACAAAAAGAAGUUUUUACUAAUUGAGGUGACUGAGGAGGAAUAUCAACACAUCAAGCCUUCACCAAUGAAUGAAGAAAUCUUGGAUUUCAUGAAAGAUAACUCAAGUUUGAGUGAUGCUGAAUUUGGAAGGAGAUCAGCUGCCAUGUAUUGCCAGAUCAAUCAAUUGAAGAUUUUAGAGAUGACGAAUGACCAGGGAGGAUUGAUACCACAGAGAAUAAAGAUACACUUAUUAUCAUUUCAAGCUGAUAUACCUUGGGCAAAUUUCACAAAUCUAAGCAAGAUGGAAUUGGAAAAUAUGAGUGUAAAGAUUGAGGUUAUGUAUGAAGAGCCAAGUGAUGUCAAGGCCAUUGAGGCUAUCAUGAAUUCAGAAUUUGAAAUACGGAAGGGAAUUAUAUCCUACCUGUUGAAGCGCAAGGAUUUGUCUAAGUGGUGGAAUGAAGAAAGAUUGCAAGAAGGAAGAAAACAGGGUAUAGACUUGGUUAGAUUAUUGACUAUUGGAGAUAUAUUAGAGUUUGGAGAGCUCAAUAUUGGUCGGACCUCACUUGAAAACACAAAGGAAGUCCCAAGGAAGAUGGAAAUUUUGUAUGAGAAAUUUGUACUUCAAAACAAUGUGUUGCCUUGGCAUGAUUCUCAUGAAAGAGCUUGGCUAGAAAGUCAACCUGAACUUUGGAAAUUAUAUCAAGAGAGAUUCCAAGUUGUCAUAUUGGCCUUUGAAACCCUGGACUCAAGCCAUAUCUAUACCCUAUCUUCAUAUGAUGUUGGAAACAACAUGCACACUUGGUGGCAUUUUGGAGACUAUUUGAUGUGGAUUGAUGAAGGUAUUGAUCAUCAACUGAUUAUGGAGAUAGGAGACUCAUUGAAGCUAGGAAAAGACAGGGCCAAUAAUGCCAAGAUACUUGCAAGUGUAAACUGGAAAAAGAAACUAGAGAGGUAUGAUCACAAAACAAAACUAAAAAUAAAAACUUACUUUGAAAAGAGAAGGAUCUUAUAUUGUUCAGAGCUACAGUUCAAAGCGCCUUUAUCUACCACUGAGUGGCUCAAGAGAACACUUCAUUUUUUAAUCUCAUGGCUCUGA